Salarias fasciatus (jewelled blenny) is the source of this 1708-nucleotide messenger RNA. RefSeq names its product growth factor independent 1A transcription repressor b (gene gfi1ab). The record is from RefSeq and is a predicted model, not a curated record. Gene Ontology annotation, biological process: regulation of transcription by RNA polymerase II. Gene Ontology annotation, molecular function: RNA polymerase II cis-regulatory region sequence-specific DNA binding; DNA-binding transcription factor activity, RNA polymerase II-specific. Lineage: Eukaryota; Metazoa; Chordata; Actinopteri; Blenniiformes; Blenniidae.
UUAGUAUUAUUGUCACCGUGCCCGUACAGGGCUGCGGGGCUUCUCGUGUCCGUCUCACCGCAGAGAUGCCGCGCUCCUUCUUGGUGAAGAGUAAGAAGGCGCACAGUUACCACCAACCCAGAACUUUUGAGGAUGACUACAGCAGGCUGGACACUAUCCUCGCGCAAAUAUGUUCAGACGCCGAUAAGCUCCCGGAGGAGGACGCGGACCCCUCGGUGGACAGGUACGACCUCUCCCCGGACUCCCACCUGGGCGACAUCACGGACUCCCCCUCCAAGUCUCCUCUGCGCUGCGGUGACAGCGCGUGCGCCCGCUCCCCGGAAUAUGAGGACUUCUGGAGGCCUCCGUCCCCCUCUGCGUCCCCAGUUGACUCUGAGAAGUCGCUCUCCCCUCUGGUGGAGGAGACCCAGCCCUUCACGGUCACGUUUCGGCCCUACGCGUGGAGCAGCUACCCGGAGCCCCGCGUGCGGCCGCUGGCCGAGCCGCAGCAGGGCCUCCUGCACCACCACCACCACCAUCACCACCACCACCACCCUCCCGGGGUGGAGGCGGACAACGAGGGGCCCGGCAGCCAUGGCCUUCUAGGGGACCGGCGGGCGCACCCGGCCCUGUACGCGGAGCGCGCCCUAGUGGUGGAGGAGUCUUACGGGGACUACCGACGGCACGCCGCGGCCGCCGCCGCAGCCGCUGCCGCCCUCCUCUUUCCAGAGGCCGGGCUGCACGCGAAGAGCCAGGAGGCCAAGGCGCCGGCGGACCUGCUGUGCUCCAGCCUCAUCCUCAACGGCGCCUACAAGUGCGUGAAGUGCAGCAAGGUGUUUUCUACUCCACAUGGCUUGGAGGUGCACGUCCGCAGAUCGCACAGCGGCACCAGGCCGUUUGCCUGCGAAAUCUGCGGGAAAACCUUCGGGCACGCGGUGAGCCUGGAGCAGCACAAAGCCGUGCACUCUCAGGAAAGAAGCUUCGACUGCAAGAUAUGCGGCAAAAGUUUCAAGCGCUCCUCCACGCUGUCCACUCACCUGCUCAUCCACUCCGACACGAGGCCCUACCCGUGCCAGUACUGCGGGAAGAGGUUUCACCAGAAGUCCGACAUGAAGAAACACACCUUCAUCCACACAGGUGAAAAACCGCACAAGUGCCAGGUGUGCGGCAAAGCGUUCAGUCAGAGCUCCAACCUCAUCACGCACAGCAGGAAACACACCGGAUACAAACCGUUUGGCUGCGACCUCUGUGGCAAGGGCUUCCAGAGGAAGGUGGACCUGCGGCGCCACAAGGAGACGCAGCACGGCCUGAAAUAAGAGGAGAGUCGCGCUUAUCCUGACUUCACAGUGCGCUUUCAGUCUGGAGGAAAAACACAGACAAGGACUUCCAGAGUUUUUCCUCUCCGGUCCGAGGAAGAUCCCGCAGAAAUCCUCAACGAGAUCAGAUAUUCGACAGAAACUCUUUCACUAACGGCGCGAAGCCGCGGGAAACCAGAGAUAAGCUGAACUCUCCGAGUAAACCUUUAUGUAUAUUUACUGCGAAAUAAAUACGUUUAUUGUGAGAGUUUGAGAAGCCUGUCAGUCACCCACAGCAGAGGCGGCUAGAGACAGAUGGAAAUCUGCGCUUCUCCAAUAGAGCGGAGGGAUUUUGUUUGCACAUGCUGGCAAAACAGCGUCUCUAAAACCAGCAGCGUGGGUCAGAACUGCCUCCAAGGAGCUGGAUAGCCUCG